AUGGCAGAGAACUCCCAGCAAUUUGGUUUACGUGAGAGCAACCCUCCUCGUAGAGUCAAUGAGGUAGAGACUUCAUCCAUACAGCAGCAACUGUCAGAAUUGACGUCUGUUGUUAGGCAAUUAGCCAUGAGAGACACGCCGCGAGCAAAGGUGUGUGGAAUCUGUACUAGCAUGGACCACCCCACUGACUCAUGCCCUAUGUUGCAAGAGGAUGGAGCUGAACAAGUGAACAUGGCUGGAGGCGUGCCCGCGCCUCAAAGACCGUACGACCCAUACUCUAACACGUACAACCCUGGUUGGAGAGAUCAUCACAAUUUCAGCUAUGGUAGUAGGCCACAAAAUGCAUUCUCCAAUCGGCCUCCAGGUUUUCAGCAACCUUGGCAACAUAAGUCUCAACCCUCGUCCUCAAACUCAGGGAGUUCUUUGGAAGAAAUUGUCAAGAGUUUGGCCACGACUACCACUCAACUCGUCGCGACCACCACUCAGCUCCAACAGGAGACUAGGUCCUUAGUUGCAAGUACUACUCAGUUCCAACAUGACACCAAAGCAGGCAUGAAGGACAUGGAGACUCGUAUGAGUCAAAUGGCAACUGCCAUUAAUCGUCUGGAGUCCCACGUCUAUGGAAAAUUGCCAUCGCAACCUGAGAUAAACCCCAGAAAUGUAAGUGCCAUGACAUUAAGGAGUGGCAAGGAAGUGGAGGGGCCGAAGGUCACAAACUCAAAGAGUAAAAGUGAAGACGAGAUCGAGCAGGAGAUAGAGGAAGAAGGACACAUUCGUGGAGGUCCUGAGGUAAUUCUCACACCAUCAAUACCCGUUAAAGCUAAUUUACCCCCUUUUCCGUGCAGGUUGGCGAAGACGAAGAAGGCAGAGAAGGAGAAAGAAAUCCUGGAUGUGUUCCGCAAAGUUCAAGUAAACAUCCCCCUAUUGGACGCGAUCAAGCAGGUACCCAAGUACGCAAAGUUCUUGAAAGACUUGUGCGUUAACAAAAGAAAGCUAAAGGGUGAUGAAAGAGUGAUGGUAGGAGAGAAUGUAUCAGUUGUACUUCAAAGGAAACUCCCACCCAAAUGCGGAGAUCCAGGUAUGUUUGCUAUCCCCUGUAAGAUUGGUCAUUCUAGUAUCAAAAAUGCCAUGAUAGAUUUAGGAGCUUCUAUUAAUGUGAUGCCUAAGUCAAUCUAUGAUUCCCUAAAUUUAGGACCUUUAAAAGAAACGGGGAUAAUAAUUCAAUUGGCUGAUCGUACAUGUGCUUAUCCGGAUGGGAUAGUUGAUGAUGUUUUAGUGCAAAUAGAUGGAUUAAUUUUUCCUGCUGAUUUUUAUGUGCUUUACAUGGAUGAUAGAAGUGCCCUAAAUCCAUCACCCAUUAUACUAGGAAGACCAUUUUUGAGUACUGCCCAGACUAAAAUUGACGUUAGUAAGGGGACCCUAGAUGCUUGUGUUAGUAUAGACUACUACAUGGCCUUUGCUCUCUUGGUUGUACUUCUGAGCUCCGAAAUGCUUGAGGGCAAGCAUUGUCUAGGUGUGGGGGGAUUUGAUAGAACGGUGGUCGGCAUAAAAAAUGAUCUCGCAAGGCAAAAUUCCAGAAGACCUUGCAUUUCAGAGCGUGGUCACGCCUUGGAAGGUGGACGAAACCGAAAGCCGGACUGCGGUCCACGUGAACCGCGAGGAGCAUGGGAUUAA
Molecule: messenger RNA, 1674 nt
Organism: Coffea arabica (coffee)
Lineage: Eukaryota; Viridiplantae; Streptophyta; Magnoliopsida; Gentianales; Rubiaceae
Source: RefSeq, a predicted model, not a curated record